AUGAUGGAGACAAGUAAAUUCUGUGAAGAUGCGUUUCAGUAUUGCAUCGACGAGAAUCCCUGCAGGAAUGAAGGUGUCUGUAUGAUGCAUAACCCUACGGGAUUCAAGUGCGUUUGUCCCCAGGGUUGGGGUGGUGUAGACUGCUCUGAAAAUCUAGAUGACUGUGAAUACAACAAGUGUCAAAAUGGAGGAAUCUGUCAAGAUAAUAUCGGCGGAUACACCUGUAAAUGUCCACGUGGUUACACGGGGGAAUUCUGUGAACACUUAGUUCCUUCACGAAUAACGGUCGCCAAAAAUUCGGCUUCAUUUGGCUGUACCUUCAAUCGUUGUAUGAAUGGAUCUGUUUGUCAGCCUGACAUGUCACUGAUUGGAUAUCGUUGUAGCUGUCCCAGUGGUCACAGUGGGACAUUCUGUGAGAAGGUAUACUCCGUCUCCUUUACUUCAACAGAUGUAUAUAUUCCUAUACAACCUCCAAGUCGUGGAUGCUUUGUUCCACGUGGAAACAUCAGCCUCACUUUUUCGACAACCCAGCAAGAGGGAAUUCUUUUCUUCUUCUCCGAAUCCGCCGAAAAGACGCUAUCGUUUAAUAGAUAUUUAAUAGCUGAGCUCUAUCACGGCCAUGUGAAAAUCAGUUUUGCUAUUGAAACAGGAGAAAUGGCUGUCGCCUAUUCGAUGUCAAAGUUAACUGAUGGCACCUUCCAUCGACUUGACAUUCUUUUCAUCAUCGACCGUGUUGAAAUGUUUGUGGACGGCGUAAGAAACGCUCUCAUCCAAUCUGUUGUCCCCAAAACUGAUGAUUCAAAUUCAAAACCGCGACCUCUAGUAUCUGCCACUCCCAUCUUCUUAGCUGGGGCCCCGAAACGCUUGAUCAAAUCAGCAAGUCGAAAUGGAAUCAUAGGAAGUGCAAACGGAUUCAUCGGUUGUAUUGAGUCGUUUUUCAUCAACGACAAACCAAUGGACUUUUCUGCUACGCUAAAAAAUUCCAGUAAAUUGAAACCAGGAUGUGGUAGAUCUUCAAGCGCAAUAAUACAAGUACUCACCACGGAUUCUACUCCAAAAUCGCUUUAUCCCCGAAGCGAAAUCGAGUCCACUCAGUCGAUUAGCAGAGCUAAUGUACAGGUCGCAGUGAACAAUGGCGAUUGUCGAAGUCCGGAUUCAGCGUGUUUAAACGGAGGUGUCUGUAUUCCUGAGUACGCUUUACCAGGUAAUUCACAGAAUCGUCAAUGGGCUUCAUCACCAUCUCGACACGUUUGCCGAUGUCCAAGUGGAUUCGAAGGGACUCGUUGUGAAUCAACCACCUUCUGCAAGCGACAUUCUCGCUUCUCCUACAUCUAUGAUCCUGACACCGGUUGUAUCUCUACUCGUAGGAUUAUGAUCCGCUCUUGUUCUGGAUCAUGUCAGGAAGUGGCAACCACUUCUUUAAUUUGGGAACAGGAGGAACGUCAGAGAAAACGCCGGAUGCGUAAGAAGGCAAGACGUAGGUUUCCAGAAACUCACAAGAGACAUCUGGAAGCUGCUGCCAGCCAAUACGCUUCAAGCAAAAAAACAUCCAGUUUCACUGUCCCAAGAAUGGAGGUGGUGGUGGUAGUGCAGUUGACCGCGUAUAUUCCCGAUGGUUUCGAUUUGUGCGAAAAUGUGGAUGCACCUCCAAUUGCAAUAGCGGCGUUAUCACCACCGCCGGAGCCCUACCAUCCGGAUUUUGAAAUCAUGAACCCCUAA
Molecule: messenger RNA, 1719 nt
Organism: Rodentolepis nana
Lineage: Eukaryota; Metazoa; Platyhelminthes; Cestoda; Cyclophyllidea; Hymenolepididae
Source: the annotation of a GenBank genome assembly